AUGGGCCCCUGUACCGCCUCCUCAUGCUGCUGCCAGGCCCGUAAUCUGCCAUGGGCCCCCGUACCGACUCCUCAUGCUGCUGCCAGGCCCGUAAUCUGUCAUGGGCCCCUGUACCGCCUCCUCAUGCUGCUGCCAGGUCCAGAGUGUGUCAUGGGUCCCUGUACGGCCUCCCAUUGCUGCUGUCUCCAUCGCCACACUCUGCCAUGUGCCACUUUCAGGUCUCCUCACACUGCUGGUGGGUUCCAUUUUGUCAUAGGGUGCUGGCAGAUUACGGGCCUCCCAUUGCUGCUGCCAGGCCCGUAAUCUGCCAUGGGCCCCCGUACCGACUCCUCAUGCUGCUUGCCAGGCCCGUAAUCUGUCAUGGGCCCUGUACCCGCCUCCUCAUGCUGCUGCCA
This is a messenger RNA of Staurois parvus, 395 nucleotides long. The record is from the annotation of a GenBank genome assembly. NCBI's taxonomy places the organism in Eukaryota, Metazoa, Chordata, Amphibia, Anura, Ranidae.